Messenger RNA from Elgaria multicarinata webbii, 2285 nucleotides. It is a transcript of the gene DENND6B, whose product is annotated as DENN domain containing 6B. Gene Ontology annotation, cellular component: recycling endosome. The transcript has 20 exons. The record is from RefSeq and is a predicted model, not a curated record. Lineage: Eukaryota; Metazoa; Chordata; Lepidosauria; Squamata; Anguidae. The coding region runs from base 62 to 1765 and encodes 567 amino acids. Gene Ontology annotation, molecular function: guanyl-nucleotide exchange factor activity.
UCUAUGGCGGAAGAGGCGGGGCGGCGGAUGUGGCCGCGCCGAGGGAGCCGCUGCCGUCGCCAUGGAGGCUCCCGGCCGCCCCCCGCUGUCCCCCCGCUCGGCGCUGCCCUGGGGACGGCUCUCGGCCUGGCUGGAGUGCGUCUGCGCCGUAACCUUCGACCUCGAGCUGGGCCAGGCCAUAGAGCUCGUGUACCCGCCGGACUGCGCGCUGGCCGAGAAAGAGAAGACGAGCAUCUGCUACUUGUCCUUCCCGGACUCCUAUUCAGGUAGCCUAGGAGACACCCAGUUCAGCUUUCGCUUCCGCCAGUCUGGGGGGCAGCGAAGCGUUUUGUUUGGGGAUGACUUUGAGUACGACAGGGAAGCCCCAAUAUCGUUACAGCGGGAAUCCGCUCAUUACUUCGGCUACGUGUACUUCCGGCAAGUCAAAGACAGCUCGGUGAAGAGAGGCUAUUUCCAGAAGUCCCUGGUCCUGGUGUCUCGCCUCCCCUACGUGAAUCUCUUUCAGUCUCUGCUGCAGCUCAUUGCACCCGAGUACUUUGACAAGCUGGACCCAUGCCUGGAGGCAGUGUGCAGCGAGAUUGAUCAGUGGCCCCUUCCUGUGCCUGGCCAAAUGCUGAACCUCCCGGUGAUGGGUGUUGUCAUUCAGGUGAGGAUUCCGUCCCGGGUGGACAAGCCUGGCUCCGACCCUGUCAAGCCACUGAGCCAAGAGAACCUCCUCCCAGCCCCGCUAAUCCUCCCUAGCAUCUGCGAACUGGACCUCUUCGGGUGUUUCCAGUCGGUGCUGAUCCACGUGCAGUUGCUGUGGGAGUUGAUGCUGCUCGGGGAGCCCAUGGUGGUCAUGGCCCCCUCGCCAGCCGUUUCCUCCGAGGUGGUGCUUGCCCUGACCAGCUGCCUGGCUCCCCUGAAGUACUGUUGCGACUACCGGCCGUACUUCACCAUCCAUGACAGCGAGUUCAAAGAGUACACUACUCGAACCCAGGCCCCGCCGAGGGUUGUCCUGGGAGUCACAAACCCCUUUUUUAUCAAGACGCUGCAGCACUGGCCCCACGUCCUUCGCCUCGGAGGCCUCAAGAUGGCUGGGGACUUGCCCAAGCAGGUCAAGAUGAAGAAACUCACGAAGCUGAAAACACUGGAUGCUAAGCCGGGACUUUACACAUCAUACAAAACGUUUUUGCACAAAGACAAGACCCUGAUCAAGAGACUCCUAAAGGGCAUCCGCAAGAAGCGUUCGCCGGAGGCCCAGAGUGCCCUGCUGAGGCGGCACCUGCUGGAGCUCACGCAGAGCUUCGUGAUCCCGCUGGAGCACUACAUGGCGAGCCUCAUGCCUCUGCAAAGGGCCAUCUCCCCGUGGAAGAAUCCUCCCCAGAUCCGUCCUUUCUGCCAGGAGGAUUUCCUCAAGACCCUGGAGCAUGCUGGGCCCCAACUCACCUGUGUGCUGAAGGGGGACUGGAUGGGCCUGUACAGGCGAUUCUUCAGAUCUCCCAACUUCGAUGGUUGGUACCGCCAGAGGCACAGGGAGAUGAUGCACAAGCUGGAAGCCCUGCACCUGGAGGCCAUCUCUGAGGCGAAUAUCAGCGCCUGGAGGAAGGACAAGUCAGAAGUGGAGGUGGUCGACCUUGUGCUGAAGCUCCGUGAGAAGCUGGUGCGAGCCGGGUGCCGUUCCCUCCCUGUGAAGGGGGAGACACUGCAGCGGGUGGGUCAGCACAUCAGCACCAUCGUUGGGUCCCUGCCGGAAGAUCUCCAGGCUGUUCUGUGCCACCAGUAAGCAGCCCGUGCCUGCAGUGCCAGGUUCUCAAGGCGGCAGCCCACGUCGUGCUGGGGGCUUUCCCUGUAAGCCCCCGCCUGGCUUGGUGCGAUUCUGUUUUGGACAGGGCUGCCCUGAGGGGGGCGGUCCUCCCCACAGCUAGCUUCCUGUCCGCUAGGCCUCUGGGGCGGCUGUCACCCCUGUGCCCCUAGGCUCUCGCAGCAGUGACCGGGCCCCAGGUGGCCUCAGCACGGAGCAGGUCUUGGCCCCAGAAACAGGGAGGACUCGACUGGACAUGUGGCCCUGGGUGGGUGGGUGGCCACUGCUUGGACUGGCAUCUUCUCCUGCUGUGCUUCAAGUACACUCCUUGGGCCUGCUUCAGGGUGUGUGUGGGGGGGGGGGGAGCAGCCCUUUGCCUUCCUCCUCCCAAAAGAGGGAUGUGUGUGUGUGUAUAUAUAUACAAGGACCUGCUGUGCAGUGACACUUUAUGUGCCCAUGAUCAACUAGUAAAUGUUGUUUUGGGAAGCGUUCACCACUGAAC